Messenger RNA from Phycomyces blakesleeanus NRRL 1555(-), 330 nucleotides. RefSeq lists its product as hypothetical. The record is from RefSeq and is a predicted model, not a curated record. Bases 1 to 330 code for a protein of 109 amino acids. Lineage: Eukaryota; Fungi; Mucoromycota; Mucoromycetes; Mucorales; Phycomycetaceae. The transcript is spliced from 4 exons.
AUGGGUGAAGAUGCGAAGCUUGUGGGACUGGCAAAAACGAUUUAUGUAUUUAACUAUAAAUCCCAAGACAUCAGAAUAUGUUUAGAGUAUCCUAAAUUUAUGUAUUUUUCUUAUAAUCAGGAAGAAUUAUUGGACUCCGAUAUUUUUUUCAAAAGGCAAAAACUUUGUCGGAAAUGUCAAUACAAAAAAACCGUCGCUCAUGGACACGGAGAAAGUGUUUCUGAAAAGAACUGUGCAAGCAGCUUGUUUGUAGUGACAUUUCCGACAAAGUUUUUGACUUUUGAAAAAGUGCGGUGUUCCAAUUUAAUAGCAGGGGAAGAGAAAUAUUGA